CUGAAUCUCUCUGCAUUUCGCUCCGUCCCUUGCCAGCUCACCCUUGCUCGCUCUCCCCGCUCGCUCUUUCUUGUUUCUCCCGCCACCCCCACGCCGCACACACAACAGAGAUGGCGACCCAGUUCGACGCGAACAACGCGCAGAAUCUCGUCGAGAUCGAAAAACAAUUCGCGGUGAAGGCGGUCGAACACGCGCAGACGUACUGGAACCUGCUCGAAAAGGUGAACCCGCGCGACCUGAAGCUCACCAAAAUCGACGACGAGAUCUUCGAGCAUGCGACGACGGCGUUCCCCGAGCUCCUCGAGAACGACCACGCGAAGCUGAGCGUGAUCGACGAGGAGUGGAUGAAGAGCGAGUCGGGCAAGACCCGCUGGCGCGACUUCAUCCAGUCGUACGAGAAGAAGAUCAAGGACUACAACUUCGGGUCGCUCAUCCGCACGGACGCGCGCCAGGAGUACAGCGAGACGAACACGAUCUUCGUUACGCGAAUACAGUUCUACGUGUUCGAGAUCGCGCGGAACCGCCUCGGGCUGAACGACCGCGCGCACGAGAUCGCGAAGGAGGAGGCAAUAAAGGAGAAGGAGAAGGCCGAGAAGGAGAAGGCGCGCGCGGAGCGCGAGAAGGCGAAGAAGAGGAAGAACUAAGUAGGAUCUGCGCUAGCAGUGGCACGCAUGGUGGGGUUGGCGUGCGCCGCGCGCCCGGCGAGACGCCGGGGCACAUGUGUAUGUGUACAAGUAUCUCAGGGAAAACAGUGUGUAUUCCAC
This is a messenger RNA of Trametes versicolor FP-101664 SS1, 764 nucleotides long. RefSeq names its product DUF757-domain-containing protein. The transcript has 8 exons. The coding region runs from base 111 to 644 and encodes 177 amino acids. Gene Ontology annotation, cellular component: cytoplasm. The record is from RefSeq and is a predicted model, not a curated record. NCBI's taxonomy places the organism in Eukaryota, Fungi, Basidiomycota, Agaricomycetes, Polyporales, Polyporaceae.